Schistocerca cancellata (South American locust) is the source of this 3009-nucleotide messenger RNA. RefSeq lists its product as uncharacterized. Bases 11 to 2605 code for a protein of 864 amino acids. Lineage: Eukaryota; Metazoa; Arthropoda; Insecta; Orthoptera; Acrididae. The record is from RefSeq and is a predicted model, not a curated record. The transcript is spliced from 7 exons.
UCUGCUGACAAUGCAUCCAGUGAACGUAACUGCAUCGCUGCUGGUUCUGCUGGCAGCCAAUGGCACCACGUUGCUCGACUGUGUCUGCAACCGCCUUGCAAACGUCAAAGGCCUAAAAGGACUCACUUUCGGUGAAAAAUUGAUACGGUGGGACUACUGUACACAAAGAAGUGAUUAUAGGCUGUACGCAACGUGUGAGAACCUCAGGCCGCCGUCCACCGUGGUGCCAGCCGUUUCACACCUGAGACCGGGCACCUGGAGCUACCAACCGCCGCUGUCUGCAGAUGGAGACCCGUGGCUCGCAGACGAGGAGCAGUGCGACGUCGUCAUGGCGGCGAUUCGUGAUCUUUCGCAGAACGAGGCGUGGGAACUCAGUAACCAGCUCGUGUGCCGCAUCGCUGCCGACUGCGUUCAUACCUGCCCUGUACAGUGGUUGAACGACACGGAAUGGAACGCGACAACGCUGGCAGCGGAUCAUGUGAGGCGUCCUAUCCUCUCCCAAUUACUGCACGCUGUUCGGCGUAUCACAAAAGCUAUACACGCCAGGAAAAAAUGUGAGGACAACAUUGAAGGUUAUUUUCUUUACAGGAGGGUGCAAACAAGUGAAAUCCAGUCCGCGAUGAGGGCCUACAUGGAUCAGAUGUCCAACUCCUGGCUAGAAUAUGUGCAGCUGCUGUCACAUGGCGUGACACACGCCACACAACUGUUUAUUCCCCUCGCGUUUGAAUACAUGGGUAACCACACGAAUGAUGAGCAACUCCGUGGAUGGCUUAAGAACAUGGAACGUCUGAGAGACAUGCUGCACGCAAAAUUAAGGGGUUGGGUACACGAUAUGACACUCAUCGGCGAGCAGAUAGCGAACUACAAGAUAGAAGAAGACAAGAACAGCACUGAGAACUACAUAAUAAGGCGGCCGCAGUUGAGUGGUGAACUACUGACCCAUCACGGAUGGUAUCCCUACUUCCGUGACGACUUCAGUAAGAUAUGCGAGGUGCAACAGCCAGAGGCAUCGCAAAUGUUCGGUCUAGCUGACGCACUGUACUCCUUCUAUCAUUCCUACUGGUUCUGCGUUCCACAAUAUUUAUCUGCUAUAGAAAGAAGCCCCGCAGAUGAGAAGUGGCUGCUGGAAGACAGAAGCAACGCUACCCUCUCUGUGGACACCGCCUGCAUGCAGCUGUUGGCGAACUCGCUGGACAACCCCACGUGUCCACUGGAAGAUCUGCCUCCAGAAACCAUUAAGCGACGCGAGCACUGCCGUGUGCAGCUGUGGGACGACAUGGUGCAGAGGUUGCCCCACAUACCCGUAACCAGCUACCUGGCGUACACACAGAGAGUAAACGUCAACAUCUGCCUCUUGGCCUGGAUGACAGUCAACUCGUUCAGCAUUUGUCAGGACGUCCCCUUUAGUAUGCUACAAUCCGUGCACGAUGCUCGCUGCUAUUUCGAUAGCCCUUACGACCAAUCGUGUCUGGAAUCGAAUGCUAAAGAUGCCAUCUGCUUUGUAUCCAGAGCUACUCUGUUGCUGAAAUGUCGGGAUUUUUCCUCCCUUAAGCUUCCCAAGCUAUGUGAUGUCAAAAUUUACGCAGAUGGGUCGAACAAAACGUUUACUCUACCAGAGAUAGAAAUUUUAAGAGGAAAUUUAAAGCCAACAAAAACAACACUGUACUUCAAGGAAAGUUUAAACGAUGCCACGUUGAGAUACAAGGAUUUUAAAAUCGACAACUUAAAAUUUUUAGAAUUCUCAUUUAUAGCAAUAAAUAUUCUUUUUCGCUUUUUGACUGUCGGAGUACACAUGUACCUUCCCCAGCUACGUAAUUUGCCUGGAAAGAUAUUGAUGUCCUUUCAGAUGACGGGUAUAAUCCAGAUCUUGUGUUCUGAGGUCAUGUAUCGUAUGGCAGGCGUCCCAGACUUAUCUACGAUGGUUCUAAUCGAUAGCGCCCUCACGCUUCUCACUUGUAUCUGGCUGAGCACGUUCUGCUAUCAAAUGUACUCAUGUAUUCGUCAUCUCAGGCUUCCUAAUGACCUGCAACCUGCUGAAGCCAGAAAGGUAUUCCGUCGUCACGUUCUGUAUGCACUGAUACCCUGGAGUAUGAUAUGUGCGGCAAGUAUUACUUUGGAAUAUAUUAACAAAGAUUACCUGAUCUAUAGUCGCAUAAUAUUCCUCGUGGGAAUUUCUCUGUCAGUAAGUUUCAAUCUGGUUUGCCUUGGAAUUGUGGGGUACAUGUAUCUCCGGAAUAAGAAAUCCAUGAGUGAACUCAAAGUUUAUAGUAAGGAUAAAUAUGGGUCCAAGAAACAAUUCGUUUAUCUAUCAGUUAAGGCGGUCGUGUUAAGCGGAAUAGGUAUAAUUAUUAGAAUGGGGUUCCACCAGGCACAAGGCGUAGCACAGUCUGUGUACUAUGUUCACAUAGCUACAAUGAUGCAGGGACCAGUUCUGUUUGUCUUUUUCAUUUGUAGCGAAACAACACUCCCUGUGCUGAAAAACAGAGUAAUGGCAUGGUGGAACCCAGAAAUAAUAAGACCGGGGCAAGAACUUGGUUCUGCAGCUGUGAGAAAUUUGGCAAGGAGGAGAAAUGAACAGUUUGUGGCUGGAGAAUCCAAACUGUAAUAUCCACGAGUAUUCUUCUGAUGGAACAAAAUUAACCGUGACCGAUAUCGUCAAGCCAGUGCCUCAGUUUUCUAAGUUAUUCUUUAUUUACAAUCACGUGCUUAUUUGUACAUGAUAGUUUCUGUCUAGGUAUAGUAAAGACAAUACUAAUUAACUGUGGGUGUCAAAUGUAGUUUGAAGUGGGCGCAAAAUAUUGAAGGACAGUGUUACAUGUGACUGAAAUAAUGGCGUUUGUGAGACAGGAAUUUUUGCAAACAGUAUUGUGGAAGAACGAAAACGUAACAGAAGUUAAGCUAGAAGGACAUAUGUUUUCCCAGGAGUUAAAUUGUAAGGACAUACAACGAAGAAUUUCUUGCGAUUCGUAAUUAGUAAACGAUCUCCCAUUUGUUCAAAUAAAAACUGAG